Molecule: messenger RNA, 2711 nt
Organism: Phasianus colchicus (ring-necked pheasant)
Lineage: Eukaryota; Metazoa; Chordata; Aves; Galliformes; Phasianidae
Gene: SLC25A43
Product: solute carrier family 25 member 43
Biological process (GO): transmembrane transport
Source: RefSeq, a predicted model, not a curated record
AUGGCCACCUGGCGGCGGGACGGGCGGCUGAGCGGCCCGCAGCGGCUGUGCUGCGCGGGGCUGGCGGGCGCGCUGAGCCUCAGCCUGACGGCGCCGCUGGAGCUGCUGACGGUGCUGGCGCAGGUGGGCAGCCGGCACUGCGGGCGGGGGCUGCUCGGCGCCGGGCGCGGCCUGUGCCGCACCGAGGGCGUGCGGGCCCUGUGGAAGGGGAACCUCACCGCCUGCCUGCGGCUCUGCCCCUACAGCGCGCUGCAGCUCGCCGCCUCCCGCCGACUUGUAAUACUUUUCACGGAUGAGUUGGGCCAUAUUUCCCACUGGAGAGCUAUCAUAGCAGGAAGUCUGGCUGGCAUGGUUGCAACUGUUGUGACUUACCCUACUGAUGUAAUUAAAACCCGGCUUAUUGUGCAGAACCGACUGGAACCAUCUUAUGAAGGAAUUCUUCAUGCUUUCUACAAAAUUUACCAUCAAGAAGGACUUCUUGCACUUUACCGUGGUGUUACGCCAGCUAUAUUAGGUGCCGUCCCAUUUUCUGUGGGCUCAUUCUUUGUUUACAUCAAUCUGGACAAAAUCUGGCGAGAACCCAUAGUUUGUUUUACUCCCCUUCAGAACUUCAUAAAUGGCUGUGUAGCAGCUGCUGUGGCACAGACGCUUUCUUUCCCCUUUGAGACUGUCAAGAGGAAGAUGCAGGCGCAGAGUCCGUGUCUCCCUCACUGUGGCACAGUGGAUGCCCAUUUCACAGGCAUGGCUGACUGUUUCCGGCAAACAGUGAAGAACAGAGGUGUGCUCGGGCUUUGGAGCGGCCUCACACCCAGCCUGCUCAAGAUUGUUCCAUACUUUGGUGUUAUGUUUAGCACCUUUGAAUUCUGCAAGCGGGUCUGUCUGUACAGAAAUGGUUAUAUCGAAUCUCCUUUAAGUUACAAGCUGACUCCUGGGGUGGAUCAGAGUUUACUGCCACAAGAACUGAGAGAAUUAAAGCGCCUCCGAAGAGAAAACUUCGAGCCAAGGAAAUCAGCUCUUGAAAACUGACGUGAGAGAUCUAUUGGAGAAGCCUUUUCUUCAGAAACUUUGCAAGAAAGACAUGCUGAACUGCAGGUACCAGCAUCUCAGCAAGUUGCAUGGCUUUAGUGCUGAGACUACAGGAUGCAGGGGAUGAAUAAACCUCUUAUCUCAUUUGCUGAAUGGAUGCAAACAAUAAAAGUAGUAAGCAUACACCAAGGAGGAGGAGAGAUGCUACUAGUCUGAACACACUGUAUGCUAUUGCAGCUUGAACUGAUGCUAUUCUAGGUGCUUCUCAGUGCUGGAUAGCCACGUUAAGAUAAACCAUUUGCAGAGAGAAUGAAAACUGAGACAAGUACAAAUUGCAUCUUCAGAACAUUAAGAAAGCUCAAAUUGGAUUUUUUUUUAAAGUAAUUUGUGAUAAGAAGUCAUCAGAAAAUGGCAAGCAGACUAGAUAGACAAAUGCAAGCAUUUCUGCUGGAAUCUCCUCUUUAGUGAUAAUGGGAGGACGUGGCAUUCUGCAGAUGCAGAAUUAGCCUCAGUUCAUUCACACUCCAGAAUCCACUCUUCCAUUUUUGAGACUUCCUUAAGAAUAACAACUUUGUACAUGUCUUUGGCAUAGCAAUGAAAAUGAGCUGCUGCAAUGAUGUUUUUGCUAAUAGACUGUAACACACUGGAAUGACAAUCUUCUAAACUUAGGUGCUUACUGGGAAUCUUUUUCCCUUUCUCCUGUGUACGUGAGUUAUUUCAGGCUUAGAAAAAAAGUUUUCCUGAAAAUUUCUAACUAAAAUAUCUUCUGAAAAAUGCAGACCUUAAGUGUGUCGGCUAUUUCAGAGCCACGAGCCUUACAAUGUUUUUCAGUAUUCUUAAAGUUCUAUUUUUAUGCUAAACUACUUCUCAGUCCUUGUGCACAGACCCUUGUGCUGCUCAGAACUUGCCUGUAGAAGAGCACUGUGCACACGUCCUCUCACUUUCCCUCUUGAACCUCUGCAGUGCAGGACCCACAGCACUUCCUUAGGUUGGAAACUCAGCACUACCACCAGGUUCUCGCUGGUGCCACUGCCUUCUCACCAGGCUAGGGCCCUUUCAGGCAGUAUAAUACCAUUAUCUGAGAUAACUUUAAGACCUGCUUUGCCCCUGGCUCUUAAUGUUGGUAUACCCUACAGCUGAGGUCUUGUGGUAUCUCCAGCAAUGGGUUUGCUGUGUGCUGCUAUGAUGGUUGAUUUUCUUCUCAGAGAGAAGCACGGGUGUUGAUAGCAAAACUCAAGAUGGUAGGGAGCAUCCUGGUGGCUUGUGAGUCACGGGGAGGCUGUAAGUAUUCCUGGCUCUCAUCAGUCUGCCUGGUGAAGGGGUUUCUCUGUGCCUCAGUUUCCCUAUCUCUGCACAGUGUCAGUAACAAUACUGAUGUUCAUUUGAUGUGUAUGAAUAAGGAAAGAUGACUUGUGAGCAAGUUGGGGAAGAACUGUUUUCUGAACAAUGCUCUUACCUGUUCAAAGCAUGGAUUUUGUUGUUUUUGUUUUUAACUGAUGUUGUUUUUCUAAAUAGAUGUUAAAGACUGAAUGAUAGGUGCUUAUAAAUGUUCGCUCGCCUCUUCAAACCUCAUGAGAGUCAAGCAAGUCAACAAGGUACCUCUAACUUGUUUGUGAUAUGCCACUGACACAUCUGUAUUACACUUCACUCCUCAGGCCUAUAAACCGUUCAUUAACUUUGUAUCA